Messenger RNA from Orbicella faveolata, 6124 nucleotides. RefSeq names its product putative ammonium transporter 3. Gene Ontology annotation, biological process: ammonium transmembrane transport; ammonium homeostasis. The record is from RefSeq and is a predicted model, not a curated record. Gene Ontology annotation, molecular function: ammonium channel activity. Gene Ontology annotation, cellular component: plasma membrane. NCBI's taxonomy places the organism in Eukaryota, Metazoa, Cnidaria, Anthozoa, Scleractinia, Merulinidae.
CUGAAGCUCUUAUUGUACUGAAAUUCAAUUAUUUCAAGGAAUGCUUUACUUCUUUAUCACAAAGGAGUGCACACAAUGAAAAUAACGAGUUAAAAAUGUUAAAAAUAUACAACCGGUAAAGAAGCAGCAUAAUAGAAUAUUGUCUUAAUUUGAAACUGGAUUGUUUAUUUUUUUUUGCCAUCUGGAAACUUUGUAGAGUAGCACUGGUUCCAAGAGUAUGCUGUAAUGUUUUAUGACGAGAUACGCAUGCCGUAUAAUCCCUCCCCGACCCAUCUUGAAAAUAGGCGCCCUUACAAAUCAGCUCAUCAAGUCUUAUAUCAAGGGAAGCAAACGUCAUCCUCAGUGACAAGUUCUCGGUAUAUAUUUAGUUUUACCUCUCAAAACAAUAAAAUGUUUCCAGGGGAAACGCCAGAGAAAGUACAAACAGUGCUCGCACACCCGAGAUGUGUGGGUUUAGUUUCCAGUUGUCUAAACAGCCUGAGCUCAAACUUUCCUGUUGAGUUCCUUCCCAAUACACAAUGAUUUCCAUUCGUUAACCGAGUUCUGUUCCACAAGAUCAGACUAACAUUUAUACGUUUGCUUUUAUCGAGCUAGGUAUUCUUCAAGUAUUGAAGCAGAAUUAAGUUAAAGCCUGGUGUGUAAAAUAGACCAAAGCCCAUGUUAAUUGAGUCAAAUCAAUUUCAUUUUGUUCGGAAAUUCGCGCGAUGAAAAUUUUUGUCGCAUUUUACUUGAAAACCCAGAAUUAGAAGCCGAUCAGUAGUUGGUAAUUGAUUGCGCUUAGCUGUAGUCUUUCAAAUGGACGUUAGCCAUGAUACUGAAGACAUAAUCAUCUAAACGGGAAGCAGCAGGCCCAGGGAACCAGAUGAGGUUUCGUUUGUCAUGUAUAUGAAAAUUUUAGCUUGCUUCCUCUUUCUUCGCGUCGCACUCGCGAAUCCCUGCGGUAAUGUCCUUGAUAUAAAAAAUUCACUGUGUACACUUCGGAAAAAUACCUAAAAAUCAUAAGUAAACACUGAAAACCCUUUCGGUCUUGGCAAAGAUCCAUUUUAAAAUUACAACUACACAUUUUGCGAAAAACUCGCAACAAGAAUCUUUGAUAGCCGGGUGCUUAUAAUGUUCAUUGAACGUGAAAUCAAUUGUAAAGCCACAGCGAUCGAGAAAAGCAUAAGCUUGAUCAUGAGAUAUUCUGAGCAGCAACCAGAAAGCCAACAACCUUACGUGUGAAAUAAAUACAAAACGCUUCCUGAGGUAAGGUUUGAGGUGUUAAUUAUUCUGAUGCAUGAAGAAAACACCUGCCAGCCACGCAUUCAACAUAUGAAAAUAAUGCGCCAAGAUCGCCUACUUUCCAGAAUGUUUCUAUUCAUAAUUACAGCGACUGGCGUCAAACAUUUUACCUUCGUCUUCCAGAAUGAAUAUUGAUUGAGGAAAUUGCGGUGCGAAACAUUGCUGUCCUACCCCAAGGAAGCCAACAAAAAGUAGGAACUUCUGGAACUGAAAACCGAUUUCAAAGGAUAGUGUCAGGACGAGUUGGAGCAGAGUUCUAAAGCCAACCCGUUUGAUCUCCGGAUAUAUCUUUUACGCAGUUAUAGAAUUCUUCUUAUUGGGAUUUCCUUGCCUCAAGAUCAAAACCAACGAACAUGGAUCAAGCAAACUUCACUUUAAAUUCAACCACAGCACCAACAACGAAGGACCUCGGUAAGGGAGACUUCGCGGAAGGAAUAGGUUCAGAUGACGCUACGUGGAUUUUGACGAGCGCUUUCAUCAUUUUUACAAUGCAGUCCGGAUUCGGACUUCUCGAAUCCGGAAUGGUCUCCAGGAAAAAUGAAGCGAACAUCAUGGUCAAGAACGCGGUGGAUGUGAUAUACGGUGGACUGUCUUAUUGGCUUUUCGGAUUCGCAUUUAGCUACGGAAUCAGCGAGCGUAAAAACCCGGUUAUCGGCCUUGGAAAGUUUUUGACGGACGCAGACGAACGAGAAAUGGGGAAGAUCUUUUCAAAGUACUUUUUUCAGCUCUCCUUUUCUACGACUGCGACAACCAUUGUCUCUGGUGCUAUGGCGGAAAGGGCGAGCUUAAAAGCGUACGCACUUUACUCAUUCUUAAACACUCUGACAUACUGUGCUCCAGCUCAUUGGAUCUGGGAUGAACACGGUUGGCUUCGGAAAAUGGGCGCUGUCGACAUUGCCGGAUGCGGUGCUGUGCAUUUAGUUGGCGGAGUGAGUGGCUUGGUGGCGACUUUGAUGUUAAAGCCCCGAACUGGCAGAUUCGAUUCAAAUUCUCCGCCCAAACAAAUGGCUUCUCCUACAAAUGUUCUCUUGGGGACCUUCAUGUUAUGGUGGGGCUGGCUGGGUUUUAACUGUGGCAGCACGUUUGGAAUAAGCGGCAUGAAGUGGAAACUUGCCUGCAGGGCAGCAGUUGUAACUAUCAACGGCUCUAUAGGUGGAGGGAUAGUGGGGAUGACAUACAGCUACAUUUGUUUAAAGAACAAGUUAAACAUUCCAAUUUUUGUGACUGGGAUUCUGGCUGGGCUCGUCAGCAUAACAGCAAUCUGUUCUCUUACUCGCCCAUGGGAAGCUAUCGUAAUUGGUGCAAUAGGCGCCCUCCUAGCCUGCCCUGGAUGUGCCCUUCUCGAAAGGCUCCGUAUCGAUGAUCCUGUGGGCUGUGUGCCCACACACGGUGUGGCAGGAAUCUGGGGCCUAUUGUCCGUCGCCUUCUUUGCUGAAAAAGAUAUCCUCGAAAAUAGAUUCUCUAACGAGUUUGGAAUCUUCAAGGGCGGUCCUUGGAGAUUCUUGGGUGUUCAGCUGCUCACGGUCGUCGCUGUUUCCACCUGGGCUGCGCUAACAACAUUUCUUGAGCUGCUAUUGGUUAAUCGGCUGUUGGGACUGCGCAUGAGUGUGGAGGACGAGUUAAUGGGGGCUGACAAAGUGGAGCAUGGAAUCGACGAACACGAUCCGAACUCAACUCAACGCAGUUAUGGCGUCAACGCGAAAGAAAAUGGACACGAAGGCGCAUUGAAAUCAGUAGAGGUAAAUCUGAUUGGUUUGGAAGCCGCUAAGAUUGACUGCACUUCAAGGAAUGUUAUUCGCGCUCGAAGGAGACUUCUUCGACCAAAGUGGCGGAGGAAAGUUUCAUUUAGGAGCCCUCAAAAUGAUAACUUGAGUAAUGGCACAUUUCCAAUGAAUAGCUCGUUUAGUAAUGGCGGAGUAAAUCUAGAUAGUGGAGCCGAAUGUGAUACAUGUAACGUACAGUUAGCAAAUGGAAGUGUGGUAGCAACAGAAAUUAAGCAGUAAUCAUCUGCAGUGAAGCUUGAUCGUGCCUUAAACACCACACGAGUACAUACGAGUAACAUACGAGCACAUACGAUUACAUACGAGUAACAGGAGUGCAUACGAGUAACAUACGAGUACAUACGAGUAACAUAUGAGUGCAUACGAGUAACAUACGACUACAUACGAGUAAGAUACGAGUACAUACGAGUAACAUACGGGUACAUACAGACAUACGGAAAUAAACAGGUUAUAUACGAAUACAUUGGUUACAUACGAAUACAGAGGACAAACAUACGGUGGCAGGAGAGUAUCAUUUUUCUCUUUACAUUUCAUUUUUGAAUGUGUGAGGGUCAUGUCUGGCACACACACGUGAGCGCCUGCAAGUGCCACACACGCGCGCCUAUUAGACGCAUGCACAUGUGCCACAUACAUACGUCCGUCGUAGGCGCGUCACACACGCACAAACAAACCUGAGCGCUGAUGUGAUAUGAUACGACGCUUCGCGUCAAAUAAACGCAGAUUACGAUGAUUGCACACAAGAUUUAGCGCGCGCAAAUGUCUCAUAGAGUUAUUUUCCUUGAAUUAAAAGUAUAGUAAAAGCCUCGGCGUGUGUGUGGCGUGCUGUUCAAUGAAUUGAACCCAUCUCCCUUUCCUCAAGUAAGGGGUAAAACAGUCUAACUUUCUUUCAAAUUUGCAAAUUUUUGGUUAUUUUCUUAACAUAAGUACAUUUAAAAUCCAUAUAUAUAUAUAUUAAUCCAGAUUAAAUUUAUUGGUUAUGUACAAUAACAUACCCUUCCAUAGUGUAGGUCAGAAAACGGUUAUAUUAAGCCUGGAAACAAUAACAUUACUUUGAAAUGAAUUUUCCACUUAACAAAAUAUUAAUCAAUGUAUAUUGAAAAUUGAACAAUAACCUAUAAGUUAGUCAGACGGGUAACUGUAACCAGACAUAAUCCAGAACUGCAACAAACCAUAGCGCUAUGAAAACAAAAGAUGAUGAAAGGCCUACACGGACUUCCUUUGGGAAUUGUGAUAGCGAUGAAUUUUACUCGUAUGUGCUCGUCUGUUACUCGUAUGUACUCGUAUGUUACUCGUAUAUAAUCGUAUGUUACUCGUAUGUACUCGUAUGUUACUCGUGUGCACUAGUAUGUUACUCGUAUACAUGUACUCGUAUGUUUUUCGUUUGUACUCGUAUGCUACUCGUAUGAACUCGUAAGCUACUCGUAGGUACUCGUAGGUACUCGUAUGUACUCGUAUGUUACUCGUAUAUACUCAUGUGGUGUUUUAGUCACGAUCGUGAAGCUUGGCAGAGGUGCAUGUCAGGUCUUUACAUACUUUAAAACUUUUUGCGAAAUUACUGUGCAAUUCUUCCUUAAUUCGAGGAUAAUUCUAACAAUAGGCGGUACUUGACAGCGUCGUACUGCGUCCAGGUCCCUAAUGAAUGGUACACUCAUUUGCCUGUUUAUGAUCCCACUGGAGUCUUCCUUAAUGCUUAACGGUAGAAAAAUGUCCGUUGGUCGUUACGGGUCGACAGUUGAAUAGUUAUCCGUUUUCUGGUAGCCAGUGAAAGGCUGUCUAGUCGAGGAUGGGACCAAGAGAACGCAUGAAGAGAAAGGAAGGGGAACGCAAGAGAAAGCCUUUUAUGGGCUAUAAAAUCCACUUACACAUUUUUUUACAACAUACAGUCGAUAAUUUCAACUUUUAUUUGUCAUUUGACGAAAUAACAAGUUUUUAGCUAUUUAACGAUAAUUUGCUUUUAAAAAUUAGAUGAAAACUCAGUUACGCGUUGAUCGUUUAGUAACUUAUUCGUUGACAGGUAGGAUUUGAAUUACUAUUUUAUAAGUCAAGCGUCUGUUAGCCUUUAGCGUCAGUAGGCAAUAUCUAUUCACACUAAAGGGUAUCUUAGGAAAAUUCAAAUUUAAGAUUAUAUUAAAUUUUUAAAAUAAAUUGAAAAAGACGUAACGAAGCCCACAGGACUGUACAACCAACUGUUGCGAAUGUUUUACUGAUCACACCUAAAAGCUGUUAUUAAACAAUCAUAUUAAAAUAACAACUACUUUUCAAGCAUGUUUCUAUUGUGUUGAGUAGUCCUCGAUGGAAAAGACUGGGAUUCAGUUCCCAGAAUUCCAGACUCGAGACGUGGCGCUGCAUAAAUCGCGCGGCCUUGAUUGGUUGCCACUUGCGCGCGGAAAUCCAAGAUAAAGCAUCAACGCUUUACUUAUCUCUGCCCAGCGACAUCAUCAGAUUGGAUGAUUUCAGCACUUCAUUACUCAAAUUCAUGACGCAUCUGUAUUUUAAAAUUGCAAAUCAAAGAAAAUCUCCUUUCUAUACACCUAUCGUAAUUCUCUUUCCCCGCCCAUUUAAUUGAAAAGGUCAUAAAUCUUUACAUCAAUGGGACACAAAGCAAUCUUUGUCUCCGGGGUUCCUUCCCCCCCACUUCACCUACGUUUUACUUUAAGCUACCCUACAGCUUUGCCAUUUCAUUAAUUAAGCACUAUUGUAAUGAUUUAUGAAACUAGUUUUUUCUUCUUUCAAGAUCGGUAACAUGUUUGGUGUGAAAGACCCUAUUCCUGGCGGUUUCGGUACACGUGUGGUUUAUAAGUUUGCAUGUACAGGCUGUAAUGCUUGUUACGUCGGCAAAACGGUCCGGCAUUUUUCCACGCGUGUGAGAGAGUAUUUAUCCAGUGAUAAGGCCUCUCACAUUUUUAAACAUCUGCAGAAUUCUGAGCAUUGUCGCGCCUUAUGUUCAGCAGAUUGUUUCCAUGUUUUGGAUCACGCCUCCAGUAGUUUCCAACUUAAGACAAAAGAGGCUAUUCAUAUUCAAAGAGAACAACCCUCUUUGAAUCAACAAUUACACCAUGUAA